GGCUGCUUUCCAAAUACUCUCAAUGUUGAGGUUGUGUUUUUUCAUUUGUUUUGUGGCAUACUGUGUGAGAGCAGGUCAAGAAUGUCCUAAAUUCACAGAUCUUAAUUUUGGCAAUGCUGUGAUUGGCACAGAUGUGAAGGUGAAACUGCUUUUGUACACACGAAGAAAUAACGACUGUGCUGAGCUUCUUGAUGAACACAAUAUAACAACUUCUACACAUUUUAAUGUAACCAAGAAUAUUGUUUUUAUCAUCCAUGGGUAUAGAUUUACAGGUUCUCCUCCAAUAUGGAUUGAUACAAUUAAAGAUCUUCUGCUUGAAAAAGAAGAUUUCAACAUCAUUAUAGUAGAUUGGAAUCGGGGUGCAACAACAUUGAAUUAUUUUGGUGCUGUUUCUAGCACGAAGAAAGUAGUACCCAGCUUAACACAUCUUAUUGAUCAAAUGUUGGAGAAUGGUGUUGCUAUUGAUUCUAUUUAUAUGAUUGGUGUAAGCCUAGGGGCUCAUAUAGCUGGAUUUGUUGGGAAGACAUAUAAUGGCAAAAUUGGAAGAAUUACAGGUCUUGACCCAGCAGGUCCAUUGUUUGCCAGAAAGCUGGCUAAUGAGAGGCUGGAUCAUACUGAUGCCCAGUUUGUGGAUGUCAUUCAUUCUGAUACUGAUGGCUUUGGUAUCAAGGAGUCUUUGGGAAACAUUGAUUUCUAUCCAAAUGGAGGAACAGAUCAGCCCGGAUGUCCAAAGACAAUACUUAGUGGAGCAUCUUAUUUCAAAUGUGAUCACCAGAGAUCUGUUUUUUUGUAUAUGUCAUCUUUACAACAUAAGUGUGAUAUAACUGCAUAUCCUUGUGAAUCGUAUAAAGAUUACAGGAAUGGAAAAUGUGUGAGCUGUAAUUUUAAAUCGCCCCCAUGCCCAGUAUUAGGAUACUAUGCUGAUAAAUGGAAGGAUCAUUUACUUGAAAACAAUCCUCCCAUGACAACAGCUUACUUUGAUACUUCAGACAAAGAUCCAUUUUGCAUGUAUCAUUAUUCUUUGGAUAUUAUUACAUGGAAUAAAGCACUGGAGAGGUUUCAUAAAUAUAAAAUAACAGAUAAUUCAGGAAAUACAGUAGAAUCCACAAUUAAUAGUGAUGCCACUGUAUUUCAACAAUAUAGACAAACAAAGAUACUUGCUGGAUUUUAUCUGGAUUUUGGAAACAUUUCAGCAAUUGCUUUGACAUUUUCUACAAGGAAUACAGUGGGCCCCAAGUACAAGCUUAGAGUUCUCGAAAUGAGAUUAAAAUCUCUUUAUAUCCAGAAAGUACUUGUGGAAAAUGUUGAAAACUUUACACCUAUCCCAUGCUAUGAGAUAAAUAUGCAAGACAAUUGAUUAUUUCAGGAUAUUGCAUACAAGUAAAAUUAAAAGACCAACAUGAACUGGUAACAAGUUUAAUUGGCUCCCUUCAAGAAAGUUAAUUUGCCAAUUUUAUGAUUACCUCUGAAGAUCACAGAAUGAACUUUUAAAAGAAAUUAAGAUAUUUUUCAUGUGCCUAGUUGCAUAUGUUAGCAAUCAAUUUCUAGUUAAAAAGCACUCAGAGCUGUGAAUUAUUUUUUGAGAAGAUUUCAAUUUCAG
Molecule: messenger RNA, 1600 nt
Organism: Thamnophis elegans (Western terrestrial garter snake)
Lineage: Eukaryota; Metazoa; Chordata; Lepidosauria; Squamata; Natricidae
Gene: LIPI
Product: lipase I
Biological process (GO): lipid metabolic process
Molecular function (GO): lipase activity; carboxylic ester hydrolase activity
Source: RefSeq, a predicted model, not a curated record